Messenger RNA from Closterium sp. Yama58-4, 1041 nucleotides. Lineage: Eukaryota; Viridiplantae; Streptophyta; Zygnematophyceae; Desmidiales; Closteriaceae. The record is from the annotation of a GenBank genome assembly.
AUGGGAAGCGACCCAUGGCGGACGGACGGGCGUCACGGAGCUGAGGGCGGUUAUGGGUACCGCCAGGACACGGGAGCGUACCGCUCGCCGGAGGAAGGCUAUCGCAGUCGCGAAGAGAGAAGUCGCGGGCGAGGCCUGGAGGAGUUCUUCUCAGGUCGCCAAGGCGAUCUUGACGUGGAUGGCGACGACGAGGCCAACUCGGCGAAUCGAGUGCGGGAGACGAACCGUGAUGGUGAGAUCAAGGGCGAUGACGAAUCCCCGGAGGAAGGCGCAGGCGAGCAGCGCGAAAAGCCCGCUGAAGUCGAGGACAAGGAUCCCGCGCAGGCGGGCGUGGCGGCGGAGCCGAGCACGGUGGAGGCGGACGGAAAGGGCGGUAGUCGAGAUCUGCCGCACGACGAAGAGAAAGGCGACGGCGGGGGGCGUGGCAGUGGCGCGCGCGCUUCAGAUUCGCGUCAGCAGCGUGACGAGGGACGUGGCGGCGGCGCGCGUUCGCCUGAUCCGCGCCUGAAUCGGGACGGAGGACGCAGCGGCAGUGCGCGCUCGCCAGAUCCGCGGAUGUACCGGGAAGGGGGGGCGUGUGGCGACACGCGCGCGCCGGAUCGGCGGCAGAACUAUGGCGGGGAAGGCGGUAGCGGCGCACGCUCACCAGACCCACGACGUCCGCACGGGAGCGAGAGGCAUAGAAGCGGCUAUCGCUCGCCAAUCCGCGGAGGUAUCACGACUGGAGAGGCGGAGGGGAGCGGCGCUCUCCAGGUCCCCGGUAUCCACGUGACGAGGGACGCGGAGGCGACUACCGCUCGCCUGGUCGGCAACGGUAUCAUGGAGAGAGAUGGGGAAGCGAGACGCAUUCGCCCGAGUGGCACAGGCGACCUGGAGAAAGCAGGGAAGGCGGACAUGGCUCGCGGCCACGGCAACAGAGCCGGGAAGGGGGGCGCGGCUAUGGGCAUCACUCACCUGAUCGGUACGGGCGGUAUGACGGAAGGCGUGCCAGUGAGGAAGGACGGGAUCAGCGCGGCAGCAGAGAAGGAGGCAGUGGGCUGA